AAGCGUUGAAUAGGAAUCAUGCGACUUGCUUUGACGGAAAAACAACAUAAAAAAUUGCAACAAGCGUCCAUAUCUUUACCUCAUUUAGUUCAACUCUUUCAUUGUAAAGAUUUGUAUCAAGUUCUGGGUUGGAAUAGCUCGGCGAUGUCAGGUUUGCUUUUAAAAGAUGCUUACACCAUUCAGACCCGUAAAUAUCUCGAGGGUUUGUGGAAUUUGUGUUUGCAGUUUGGGAUAGUCGAGUGGAGACCAGAAACAAUAUCUCAUUUAAAAGUGUUUGAACAAACAAAUGAGUUUCACGAUGUCGUUAUUUGUGCUGGAGCUGAUACUAACUCCAUCAAAGGUCUAUCGGAACAAGUGUCGAUAACUCGUUCGUUUGGUAGAAAUUUGUAUUAUCGGUGGAAUGGAACUAUGGACAAGUUGGAUGUAUUGAAAAUGCCCAUCAUAUGUGGAAAAUAUCUAAUUCCUAAUAAGACGACAUUUACUGCUGGAGCCACUUUCGAUAGAGAACCUUGUACUUUAGAUCAACUUUCGGAGGACUAUGAGAUAGCAAAUAUCCAUAGCAGAUUGGAUAAACUCGUCUCUGGAAUGCUCAAUCAUAUGCAGUGUAUUCAUAUUGACGUAAGUCGACGGAAUAUAACAUGAGAAACUGCUCAACUUUGAUAAAUAGGGCGCAUUUAGA
Galdieria sulphuraria is the source of this 679-nucleotide messenger RNA. RefSeq lists its product as uncharacterized. NCBI's taxonomy places the organism in Eukaryota, Rhodophyta, Bangiophyceae, Galdieriales, Galdieriaceae. The coding region runs from base 19 to 642 and encodes 207 amino acids. The record is from RefSeq and is a predicted model, not a curated record. The transcript has a single exon.